Messenger RNA from Cyprinus carpio (common carp), 1019 nucleotides. RefSeq names its product Receptor expression-enhancing protein 6-like. NCBI's taxonomy places the organism in Eukaryota, Metazoa, Chordata, Actinopteri, Cypriniformes, Cyprinidae. The record is from RefSeq and is a predicted model, not a curated record.
AUUUUGUGCGCAGCCGCGCAGUGCCCGUCUGUUAUGAGCCAGAGCUGUGCUGCGAGGGGACAAACUUUAUGAAAGUACAGUGUUAGUUUUCCUGGCUUGGAAAACUGUUUACAAUUCUGGUCUUGGUCACUAUAUUCUGCUAUAGCUACUAUAAACGAGGAAGGACAAAAUGUUAAAUACUGUUACUGAACGCUACGAAGCGUUUUUUAAACAGAAGAAUGCGGUAACGGAUUUUCUGGCGGUUUUAGAGGAAAAAACUGGAGUUAAAAAACAGUACAUUGCAACAGGUGCAGUGUCUAUUGUGGCACUCUAUCUGUUAUUUGGAUUCGGCGCCUCCCUCCUCUGCAACUUGAUUGGUUUCGCAUACCCAGCGUAUGCCUCCAUCAAAGCCAUUGAGAGUAACAUUAAAGAAGAUGACACCAAAUGGCUAACCUACUGGGUGGUUUAUGGACUCUUCAGUGUGGCUGAAUUUUUCUCUGAUAUCUUCCUCUUCUGGUUUCCCUUUUACUAUGCUGGGAAGUGCCUGUUUCUGCUGUGGUGCAUGGCUCCAGUCUCAUGGAAUGGCUCUCAGAUGAUAUACACACGUGUGGUGAGACCUUUCUUCCUCAAACAUGAAGCAGCAUUCGACAACGUUGUCACUGACUUGAGUGGAAAGGCCAAGAGUGCAGCCGAGAGUAUGGCAAAGGAAGGCUUCACAUUGCUGAACAGUGAUAAGAAUAAAUGAUUCGCAGAUGGAGAUAUGAAGAAUCAUUUAACCAGGAGCCAUGUUUACAUUUGCCUUUUUAUUUUUUGACUAUCAUAUUAAGUCAAUAAUCCCACCAAAUUAUUCUUAACUGCAUCUGAGCCAGGCAGCAAAGUCAGUCAUUUCUCAAAUGGUCCACAAAUGAUACUAUUUAAUUUAAUUUCAAUUUGACAGUUUUGUGUUCAUCCUAUAUUUUAGAACUUUGAGCAAUGAAAGAAAUGUUGAAGUCACUGUCUUUUAUUAAAUAAAACGGGGAAGAUCUAUGCUUAAAUAUUAA